AAUCACAGACAAUUACAAUCGUCAAUCAACAUUGCACGGAGAACACGUGAAAAUUAUUUGGAAUAAAUAUUUUUUAAAUGAUUUGAGAAGAAAUUGAUGUCUGCUAUUGAGUUAUAAUAUAUAAGUAUCUAAAUUUAAACCAAGAGUAAUUUAAAAAAUAUCUGAAAAUGUCGUCGUGGAAGAAAGCCGCUAAAGCUAACCAAAAAACCCACAGAGAAAGGCAUCAACCCGCUGAACGAAAACAUUUGGGCUUACUUGAGAAAAAGAAAGAUUACAAGAAACGUGCCGAUGACUACCAUAAAAAGGGCGAAACCCUUAAAGUCAUCCGCAAAAGGGCGCUUGAUAAGAAUCCGGAUGAAUUUUAUUUUCACAUGAUUAAUUCUAGAGUGAAGGAUGGGGUUCAUCAUGAGGUUAAAAAAGAAAAUGAACAUUCAGUGGAGCAGAUCAAGUUGAUGCAGACACAAGAUAUUAAGUACAUUAACAUGAAGCGUACCAUUGAGGGCCGCAGGAUCCAGAGGUUGCAGUCGGAGCUACAUAUGACAGACAUAGCAGACGCAACACCGAACACUCACACAUUUUUUGUAGAUGAGGGAGAAGAGAAAGAAUUUGACAUUGCUAAACGUUUGGACACACACCCUUCUCUUAUCAAUAGGAAGUCCAAUCGACCUCGGUUGUCUGAAUUGGAUAAGUUGAAGCUGCCAGAAAUUGAUGAACAAACUCUUUUGUCUGCAAAGAAGGCAAAAGAAAAUACAUACAAAGAGCUGUCAAAGAGGAUUGAGAGGGAAAAACUGUUGAUGGUCACACAACAGAAGAUGGAGUUAAAGCGACAGCUACAUGACGCCAAGAUCAUGAAACCUAAGAAAGUACAACGAGGCACACCAGUGUCAGCACCUGUAUACAAGUUCCAAUAUUUUAGAAAGAAAUAAAAUGUACUUUGUAUUAAAAA
Messenger RNA from Colias croceus (clouded yellow), 946 nucleotides. RefSeq names its product probable U3 small nucleolar RNA-associated protein 11. The coding region runs from base 168 to 926 and encodes 252 amino acids. Gene Ontology annotation, biological process: rRNA processing. Gene Ontology annotation, cellular component: nucleolus; small-subunit processome. The transcript is spliced from 4 exons. The record is from RefSeq and is a predicted model, not a curated record. Lineage: Eukaryota; Metazoa; Arthropoda; Insecta; Lepidoptera; Pieridae.